Messenger RNA from Galdieria sulphuraria, 4719 nucleotides. Its product is annotated as ABC transporter, multidrug-resistance, ATP-binding & transmembrane domain. The coding region runs from base 35 to 4684 and encodes 1549 amino acids. NCBI's taxonomy places the organism in Eukaryota, Rhodophyta, Bangiophyceae, Galdieriales, Galdieriaceae. Gene Ontology annotation, molecular function: ABC-type transporter activity; ATP binding; ATP hydrolysis activity. Gene Ontology annotation, biological process: transmembrane transport. The record is from RefSeq and is a predicted model, not a curated record. Gene Ontology annotation, cellular component: membrane. The transcript is spliced from 6 exons.
UGGUUGUAUAGUCUUGAAGGCUGUUGGACUCAACAUGGCAACCUUAUGGGAUUGGACUAUAAAUAAAGUCGAGCAAAGAAUAUGUGACGGAAACUGGGAAGCAUUUAUACUCUCCCGUUUGAUUUCACCCUGUGUAUCGGAGUGUUCUCUUAUGAUACCUGGAGUUUUUUUGCUCAUAUUUGGUACUUUACGAUUGUACUGGGUGGAAGACAAUGUUUGGGACAAGGAAGAAGCCAAAGGUUUUCUACCCAUCACUUGUAGAAUUCAACAGUGGAUCGUUUCCACUUUAGCAGCUAUGGCUGUUUUAUUCGUGUUGUUCUCUUAUGGAGAGCACCCAAAGGGUAUAUAUCCACCUUGGCUAUUGACACUUUCUGUCGCAAUUCAAUUCUUGGCUUGGACUCUUUGCCACAAGUUGAUCCGUGUUGAUGCUUUGUUUAGUGGGAAAGGUUCUCUAGGUGGAGUUCCGCUCCUUCUUCCACUAUUCUAUUUGAUCAACGCUGCAGUGGAAACCAUCAAACUAGUUUCUACUGUUUCCUACUCGAGUACCUGGCGUAUUAUUGCAUCGAUUUCUCCCGUCUUAGUUGUCGAUUACAUUUUCAGUGCUGUAUCUUGUGUACUUUGUUUUACACUCCUAUUCAUUAGUCUCUUUGCUCCUCGUCGAGGAUUCCAAGCUGCUCUGCCAAACGCCAAUCCAGAAGAAACAGCAAGUGUCAUGUCACUAUUAAGUUUCUCGUGGCUCAAUCCUUUGUUUCUUAUUGGAUAUCGAAGACAACUCAAUCCACAGGAUUUAUACACGCUAUCCAAACCAUUACAAAACGAAAAUGUGUUGCAGUUGUUAUCAUCAAAAUGGAAACAACGAGGCAUGGAUAAAUCAAAUGCUUUACUUGGAGCUUUAUACUUUUCAUUUUGGCCACAGUUUUGGUCUGCAGCGCUAUUAAAACUUGUGGAGGACUUGUCUGUGUUUGCUGGUCCAGUAUUGUUGCAGAAGAUUGUUUCUUAUGUUGCUCUAGUUCAACGAACAGGGUCGUCCGAAACUCAAGUAUUGGGCUUUCUAUAUGCGUUUCUUAUAUUUCUUAUUACGAUGAUAAGUUGUUUGGCAGCACAACAAGGAAAUUUUAUCGUUCAAAAGCUCUACAUGUGUGUAACAGGUGGACUGGGAGGUAUGAUUUAUCAAAAAGGAUUGCGACUGAGUAAUGAAUCCCGAAUGAGAAUGACUUCAGGUCAUAUCAUGACUUUGGUUUCUUCAGAUGCAGAAAAAGUUGCCUUUUACGCCCAUUUCUUUGAUCUUUGGGAUGCGCCUUUGAAAGUAUUGGUUUCCAUAGGAUUUUUAGUAUUUGAAGUUGGAUGGUUGGCAACUGCCGCUGGAUUCGCAGUCAUUCUCACUAUGAUUCCGAUCAAUUCCUUUGUAGUAAAGAAACUAGGGGAUAUGCGGCAUCAGUUAUUACAUAAUACGGACGAACGGGUUCGGUUAGUUACCGAAAUAUUGCAGGCUAUCAAAAUCAUCAAAAUCAAUGCUUGGGAAAAAGACUUUCGAAAGAAAAUGAAUUUGGUUCGAGAUGAAGAGUUGAGGCAUGCCAGAAAUUAUAUGUCGUUGAAUUUUGUCAAUGCGUUUAUGUUUACUGUCAAUCCUGUUUUGGCAUCGGUGACUUGUUUCAUUGUUUAUGCACUAUUGUCACCUGUAUUGGAUGUGGGUAGAGCUUUUGCAGCUUUGGCUCUAUUCAACAAUUGUCGAGUGCCAUUGAACUACUUGCCUAGUGCCAUCGGUGAUUGGAUGCAAGCUACUGUUGCAGUUCGUCGAAUUGAAGAAUUUAUGUCCCAACCAGAGUUAAAAGGACGGGACGGUCUUACGUAUCAAAUAACGGAAGAGAAUCGAGAUUGGAUAGAGAAAUUCUCUUCUGGAGUUGUGUUUGAGCAUUGCAGUUUUUCAUGGUAUGAUACAACGUUUCGAAAUGUUUCAGAUUCCCAAGUUGCUACAAGUCUCAAGAAAGAAGAGGAGACUCCAAUGUUGUUGAAAGCUGAACCUUUGACUCGUUCUCCUCGAAAGAAAGCAAGUUAUGGUGUUGCAGAAGAUAAGAAUGACCUGAUAGCCAUUCGAGAUAUCACCAUGCGAGUAGAAAAUGGUUCAUUGGUUGCUGUUAUUGGUUCGGUAGGAUCCGGAAAGACAUCUGUGCUCAUGUCCAUACUUGGGGAACUGGCACAGUUGCAAGGAAAUGCUUUAGUAUGUGGCCGAAUUGCUUAUGCAGCACAAAAUCCUUUUAUUCAACAUGGCACUAUAAGAGAGAAUGUUUUAUUUGGACGUGAAUAUGAACCUUCUCGUUAUAGAGAAGCUCUUAGGGUAUCAGCUCUACUACCGGACCUAAAGGAAUUAGCAGCAGGAGACCAAACCAUGUUGGGUAUUAAAGGUGCAGGGCUAAGUGGAGGUCAAAAACAGAGAGUUUCUAUAGCACGCGCUGUUUAUGCCGAUGCAGAUAUUUAUGUUUUGGAUGAUAUUCUUAGUGCAGUAGACGCACAUGUCGCAACGAAUAUUUGGGACGAAUGCAUCGUUUCCUUUUUGAAAAACAAAGUCCGCAUUAUUGCAAUGAAUCAGAUUAAUUUUAUACCUGGAGUGGACUAUGUGCUUUUGCUAGACUCAGGAGAUGUUAUAUGGAGAGGCACUCCAGAAGAAUUCGCAGAUUCUCAGUUGGAGUUGGCUAAAUUUUUAAUAUCCGAUGACAUAAGUGAUGCGGAUUCCGCUUCUGAGGCACUCGAAAGUUAUUUUAGUGGUGGACGUGAAGACAGUCUUGUGGAAGAUGCGCAACAAUGGAAUCAUGAAAAUGGAGAAAUUGUCAACUUGGAAGAAAAGGAUGAAAUCGAAACUGAGGAAGAGGCAAAACCUUCCAACUUGUUUCAAGAAGAAGAAAGACAUUCUGGUAGUAUUCCUUCAACGGUUUAUUUGACAUAUUUGUUGGCUUAUGGAGGCAAGUUGGUAUUGUGUGCUCUAGUCUUUGGUUUUGGCUUUGAUGUAUUGUCGAUGAUGGCUACAGACUGGUGGAUGGGCAUUUGGUUUAGUGGGAGAAUUCAGCCCGAUCCUGGAAUGAAGUUUUAUAUGUCGAUAUACAUUCUGAUUGCUUUCAUCAAUGCUGUCGUUGUAUUGGGGAGAAAUGUUGGAGUUGCUUUGGGAGGUCUUCGAUCCGCGCGGGAGCUACAUGCGAAAUUAUUUUCAUCUAUUAUUCGAGCACCACAAAGAUUCUUUGAUACAACUCCAGUGGGUAGAAUAGUGAAUCGAUUUUCCAAGGACCAAGAAGUUGUCGAUACAAUGCUGCCAUUUUCAUUGGCAGAAUUUGCCAAGUCGGUCUUUCAACUUGCCUUUAUAUUUCUUUUAAUAGCAUUCAGUACACCGCCUAUAGUGAUUUCUCUGAUUGUCUUAUUACUAUUGUAUUAUCCUAUUCAAAAUUAUUAUCGACAUACUUUUCGAGAACUGACGAGAUUGGAAGCAGUUGCUCGCUCAUUUGUGUAUUCUCAUUUCACGGAAUCUUUGGAUGGUGCAGCAACGGUCAGAGCUUAUGAUGCUCAGGAACGAUUUCGUAAGGAAUUAUCGAGUCGUAUAGAUAGACGUUUUCGUGCAUUGUUUUGUACGGGAGUUGCAGAAAAAUGGUUAGAAGUUCGGUUGAACUUUUUAGGGACUUCGGUAUUAUUUCUCUCUGCAGUUUUUGCUGUAGCAGAUGCUGCCAAAAUUAGUCCUGCGCUGGUUGGUUUGUCUCUUUCUUAUGCACUGUCUAUUACAGGAAUUCUCACUUGGAAUGUUCGACAAUUUGCAGCUCUAGAAGGACAAAUGAUUGCAGUGCAGAGGCAGUUACAGUUUGUCGAUAUUCCUUCCGAAGCUUUGCCAGUUAUUCAUUCUUCUCGACCGCCUCCGUAUUGGCCUAGUGAAGGAGCUAUUGUGGUUGACAAUUUGGUGGUCCGAUAUUCGGAGAACGACCCUCCAGUCCUUAAAGGUAUCAGCUGUCGCAUCCGACCAAGGGAAAAGGUUGGCAUUGUUGGUCGGACAGGGGCAGGCAAAUCUUCGUUCUUCUCAGUCUUAUUGCGUCUAGUAGAGCCAAAUGGAGGUCGAAUCAUGAUCGAUGGAAUAGAUAUUGCAACCAUUGGGUUGUAUGAUUUAAGGAGUCGACUUGCAGUUAUUGCACAAGAACCUGUUUUAUUCAAAGGAACUAUUCGUAGUAAUAUGGAUCCUUUUGGAUAUUUUUCGGACGCUGACUUGUGGGAAGCACUUCGACGAGUACAUAUGAAAGAAACCAUUGCAAAUUUACCGUUGGGUUUAGAUACUGAAGUUUCAGAAGACGGAAGUAACUUUUCUGCCGGACAAAGGCAGCUGAUUUGUGUCGCGAGAGCCUUAUUGAGACGUUCCAAAAUAUUGUUAAUGGAUGAAGCUACUGCAGCAGUGGAUUUUCAAACCGAUGCAAUGAUUCAAUCCAUGCUUCGAGAUGAGUUUGCAGAAUUGACUGUCCUCUCUAUUGCACAUCGCCUGGAAGAUAUUAUUACAUUUGAUAGAGUUAUAGUAUUUGAUAAGGGACAGAUUGUCGAAUUUGAUACUCCUGCAAGAUUGCUGGAAGACCCUUAUACUCUAUUUCAUUCCAUGGUAGAAAGUACUGGCACAGCAACAGGCCGCCAUUUGAAACGUCUGGCUAAAGAUAAAAAGGCAACUUAAAUAUCUUGCAACAAACCCAUGAAGUGAACUUUUUC